Colletotrichum abscissum is the source of this 834-nucleotide messenger RNA. Its product is annotated as fungal cellulose binding domain-containing protein. The transcript has a single exon. Lineage: Eukaryota; Fungi; Ascomycota; Sordariomycetes; Glomerellales; Glomerellaceae. Bases 1 to 834 code for a protein of 277 amino acids. The record is from RefSeq and is a predicted model, not a curated record.
AUGAAGGCCACUGUUAUUCUCUCCGCCGUCCUUGGCUUGGUCUCCUCGGCCUCUGCUCACUACACGUUUGACAAGCUCCUCGUCAACGGUGCUCAACAGGGUGGUGACAACACCUACAUCCGCAAGCAUCAAAACAGCUACAUGCCCACCAAGUUCAAAAAUAUCCCUUCGGGCUCUAUUUCGCCGACUGAUGCCGAUUUCUCUUGCAAUAAGGGGGCCACUGCGGCCGCAAAGGUCUUCACCGUCAAGGCUGGCGACAAGGUUGGCCUCAAGCAGGCCUUCGGUGGCACCGGCAUGCUUCACCCCGGCCCCACCCAGGUCUACAUGAGUCCGGUCAGCAAUGCCGCCUCCGAUAAGGGCACCGGGACCUGGUAUAAGGUCUCCCAGUCCCUGCUCUGCAAGGCCGGCAACGCCGAGUCUCUCCGUACUGGCGCGUGGUGCAGCUACGGCGAGGACAACGUCCACUUCACCGUCCCUUCGACCAUCCCUAACGGCCAGUACCUCGUCCGUGGCGAGCACAUUGGUCUUCACGGCGCUCACAACGGUGAGGCUGAGUUCUACUAUGCCUGCGCCCAGCUUGAGGUUACUGGAAACACUGCUACGACCAUGCCUGGCACUGGUGCCAAGAUUCCCGGCGUCUACAAGCAAGCUGAUGCGGCCGUUAACUUCAGUCUUUGGGGCAGCUCAACCUCCUACAACACCAUCCCUGGCCCCGAUGUUAUCCCUGGCGGCACCACCCGCGGCAGCGCCGACGGAUCUUCUGGCGAUAAGUCCGUUACCGUCGCUGGACCCAGCUCCGCCUCGUCGGAUGUUGGCGCCAAGGCCGACUGCUGA